AUGGCAGAUUUUGUAUUGCAAGAAGGGACAACAUUAAAGGCUACAAAACGUUCCUGCUGUUCACCCAUACGUGUCUCUCGCUUUUAUUUCUUUUCUUCUUCUUCUUCUUCUUCUUCUUCUUCUUCUUCUUCUUCUUCUUCUUCAUCAUCUUCUCCAUCUUCUUUUUCUUCUUAUUCUGCACAUUUUCGCUCUUCUCCUCCUACAUUAUCUUUGUUCCAUUUUUUUUACUUCUUUGCUCUCAUUACCCUUUCUACCAUCUUCCUAGAUAUUUGGUAUACUUCCUCUCACCUUUUCCCGCUUUUCUUCUUCUUCUUCUUCUUCUUCUUCUUCUUAUUCUUCUUCUUCUUCACAUUUCCGCUCUUCUCCUCCUCUUCCUUCAUCUGUGUUCCAUUUAUUCUUUUUUUUUACUUUUUUGCCCUCAUUACCCUUUCUAACAUCUUCCUAGAUAUUCGGUAUACUUCCUUUCACCUUUUCCCUCUUUUCCUUUAUUUCUUCUUCUUCUUCUUCUUCUUCUUCUUCUUCUGCACAUUUCCUGGAUUUACUAACAGUAUUACCCUUUGUAUGAUUGUAUAUUUGAUAUUCUUCUUCUCCACACCUUUUCCCUCUUUUCCUUCAACAUCUCCUUAUUGUUUCAUUUUUUUUCCUUUUUUCCUUCUCCCAUUCUAUCUUCUUCCUAUAUAUUUUCCUCACCAUUUCCCACUUUUCCGUCAACUUCUUCUCCUGCUCCUCCUUUUUCCUUUUUUCCUUCUUUGCUCUCAUCUCCCCUUCUUCCUUAUUCCUAGAUAUUUGACUUUCUUCUUCUCUUCAACUUUUUCCUCUUUUCAUUCACCUUCUUCUUCUUUUUCUCUUCAUCCUCUUCCUUCUUUUUUUCUAUAUUUUUCCUCUUUUUUCUUUCUUUGCUCUCACUUCCCUUUCUACCUUAUUCCUAGAUAUUUGGUUUUCUUCUUCUUCUCACCUUUUAUCUCUUUUUUUCAUUCAAACUCUUCUCCUCCUCUUUCUUCUUUGAUCCAUAUUUUUUCUUCUUUGCUCUAA
Messenger RNA from Acanthosepion pharaonis, 1032 nucleotides. The record is from the annotation of a GenBank genome assembly. NCBI's taxonomy places the organism in Eukaryota, Metazoa, Mollusca, Cephalopoda, Sepiida, Sepiidae.